AUGGAGCCGGAUAGGAGGGUCAUCACAUCUCUCUAUCUUUUUGUGGCGAACGGCAGCGGCUCUCGCGGCAGCCGUCUAUUGAUCACAUGUGAGUCUGAGUGCCGGAGGACGGCCGAUGGGGGCAGAGAUGAAGCAACACAUGAAUGAAGGGGGCGAGAGCGUGUGAGUUGAAAAGGCGGAGCUCCGAGACGCGCCAAGGAAAAGCUUCGGUCGCCGACACACGGCAGAGUGCGCGAGACGUCUUCCGCACGCCCCCAACGUCGUCGUCGUCACCUCGUCUCCUUCCAAGGUAUGAUCUGCGCUCUCCGGUAACCACUGGCGCCGCGACUAGCAUGAGCAAUACUUCCAAUGUCCGCCUCAAACAAUCCAUACUUCCAAAACGGAUUAGCAGUUUUCAGUUCGAAAGCAUUAUACAACGUUGAUUUUGGUUUCGGAAGGUUACAUGAAUCGUUUACCUUUUCAGUGGUGAAAAGUAGAGCUUCGUGAGGCCUAGCGACUGAGAAAGUCGACCUGUUUACUGCCUUAAGACUUAACUUUUCCCAUUUCUCUCGUUCUAGUUUCUACUUCAUUGAUCGAAUGCAAUGGCUUUCAUCAACAAAUUUUCCUUGUUAUUGUAUUUCAAAAUAAUUUUCAACAUCUCUUGUAAACAUUUUGAGAGCUGAAAAUUCUGAAACUAUAUUGACAGAAAAGUUCAAACAAGCAGUUUUGAGAUAAGGGAAUCUUCAGUCUUUUUUUCAUCACAAAGCCAGUAAACAGAUAUGGAUUUACAAAAAAAGCAAAAAGGAUUAGCCGUCCAGAAUCUGAAUGCAUGAAACCUCAAAUGAGACGGCUUUAAUCACUCUGCCGUCUAAGGCCGUUUUCGUAAAACUUUCACGAAUUUUUUCUCCUUUUUACUCUCAAUUUAAAGAGUCUGAAAGUAGUCCUCGCGCAGAAAUGGGCUUUCAAAGGAAAGCUGCGUCUAGUGGCUUUCAAAGUUUCAAAAACCACCCUGCCUCCUGUUUUUGGACACCUACGUCUUGAAUGAAGUCACAAUCCUUCCCUGGCUGGGAACUUUUCAUCCGAUGCUUCUCAAUCUUCUUCGUACUUAUUCAUCGUUCAUGAUACUUCCAUACAAUGUUUUGAGAAUUGAGUUCGUGAUCAAGGCAAAGCCACGAUCUCUUAUUUCUAAUCUCUUGCGCAAACUUUCCGAUUUCUUGUUUCAAAUUGUUUUGAAAAUGAAUACUUUGACUCUUGGAAAGAAUAUUUGUCUAUAACAGUCCUUUCCUUAUCAUUGUAAUCAUACAAAGCACAAACUGCAUCGAAAAAAGAUUCGAAAUUACACCAAAGUUGCCUUUUUCAUAUCUGCGACAUGUUAUGUCUUGAUUUUGAUUUUAUGGAACACUUGAAAGUUGUGAAAUCAAAUUUUCAACCUAUCCAUGUAAUCCAUGUAAUUUUCGCCUUCUCAGAAAAAGCCUUUUUUCGAAUAGAAAGUUGAAAAUCGCAAGUGCUCACAUCCGUCCGAAUUCUAAUUUGGCCAACAUUAAAUGUGAGGGUUUUUCAGUUGAAGCUUGCCCCGAGGCGAUUGCUCGGCCUCGCCAUGGGUCACUGCACGAGCAAGGACCAGAAGGAGGGCAAGAGGCUCAAUCGACGGAUCGACGAGCAGAUCAAGAAGGACCAGUCGAUGAGUCUCCGCAUCAUCAAACUUCUCCUUCUGGGUUCGUUUCUCUCCUUUCGAUGUAGUUUUUGUUUGAAAGGAUGUUCUUUUUUUUAAGAGUACAGAAAUAGAGGUUGAGAACGUGCUUUCCAGGAGAAUUUUCUCUUCUUCUAAAUAUGUAUCACAAUCUGAUGUUUUUGGUAGAUAAAAGGACUGUAAUACUUCGAUAUUUAGAGCCGACGGACGCCUUUUCAACAUCACUUGAAGUAAAAGUAAUGAAUAUCUUUAUUUUUCAAACUUUGCCUUUUUAAAGGUGUUUUACGGUGAAGUUAGGACCUCAAAUCUAAUCUACACAUUCUAUCAUUUUUCUCAAGCUUGUCACUGAUUUUGGAAGAUUUUACUGUGAAUUCUAUGAAGCGAGCGCUUGUUUUUCGAAUCGAUUAGGCUUGUCAGAAAUUAGAGCUCGUGACUAUGCGAAAUCGAGUUGGCCGAUGUCAUGACAACAUGGAAUAAUUAUAUGAGAGUGAGCGCCAACUCUCGGACUCCAACUUUAUUGGGAUGCAAAUGAGAUGCCGAGCAACUUUGGAGGUGUACUUUCUUUGGGAGUAUAAUUCACAUUUGCAAAAAAGAGAAUAAGAUGUCCCAUCAACAAUACAGAAAAUUUGUUUCGUUUUCUGAAAUAUUUCCGACAAAUCUUUUCAAAGCGAAUUGAUUUUCGAGAUGCGGAUGAUUAGCUUCUUUUCUCCUUGACUUCCCUUCCAGUUUCCUCGGGUUCGUUAAGCUUCUGGCAUCGAACGACAGUUGGUUUUAUAGUGUCCGUUAGCGAAAAGCCAUUGGGAUUUCCUCGAAAACCUCACGGAAUUCUUUUUGAUCUCAAUUUGUUUCCUGAAUAUCAAUUGGAACACUGUUGGAUAGGCUUGAAAGUAGGCUUUGAGUGAAAGUUAAAAUUGAUUGUUUUUUAUACUUUUUGAGGUUCGGUUUGGAAUAAAUGCAUCGUCAUUUUUCACAUAAAUUAUUUCUCCUAAUUAUAACUCAAAAGGGCUGAUUCAAUACAUAAGUAAUCUCCUUUAAUCUAAGUUCAUCGUUUUUUUGUUUUCUGAGGUUUUAGUGCGACUCAGAUCGAACAUCUCCUCGCAGCCUAUAGGAAAAACAUUCCGAGGAACGAGAAAGUGGAUAAUUCAAUUGGAGGAGGUUCCUGCAAAGUCGACAGAAACCCUUUGAGAACUCUUAGAGUUCAUUGCAGAAAAACAUUUCCUCCGAUCAUAUUGUUUAAUUAGGCUCUCCGACUAUUUUCUGAGAAUAUCUUAACCUAAAUCUUGAGUUUUGUGGGUUGGUGAAGAAAGAGAGCCGCUGGGAUCGAAAGUAACUCGUUUAUUCUUCCCUGGCGCGGAAAACAAACAAACAAGUUGCAGAUCGCUCGCGUUUGUCGGUAAAAGCUGAACGCGAUGGGUGGCUCACUUAAGUGUUUCAAAAAGUUCCGGGAAACAUCGAAUAGUUUGCCCGACGAUCUGUUCCGCAAUAAACGACCAGAUUCUCUUUGAGGAUCGACCCAAUUUUCGUUUUGGAACAGCUAGGUUGUUUUUGAAGACGCAAUGGAAGGGAAGACGUACAGAUUGAGGUGAUUGCCGCCAUCCAUUGUCCUCGGGGAUUUGGGCCUCCGAGGCACGUGGGCGGCAGCCAAUCCGAUUAAGCCUCGGUCUCGGACAAUUCCCAUCCAAAAAUGCUCAGAUACGAGGAUAACAGGGUCAGCGACGAACAAACAACAUUGCUGCACCACGGAACGUGGAUUUUUUUUGGGAAAAGUGAUCGAAUGAGCCGAUACUUGAUCAGUUUGAGGGAAAAUGCGCAAAAUUCAUGAAACAAAAUUGAACUCAAAACCAUCUCCAUGAAACUCUGAAUUUUCGAAUUUUUUUUGGUUCAAUUGAAUUUUGAAAAAAAGUUCUUUUCUUCCAAUAUGAUAUGAUGGCUUAAUUUUCGAUUCCUUCUCAGCUUAUUCAGUUGAUUAUUCCGAUUACUCUAGAACCUUUCCAUAAUACUCGUGAGGAUGACGUCGACCAAUUAUAAAUGGGUCUUCGCAGGCUGUCGACUCAUUAGAGAUAAUUUCCACACCUGCCUCUCUCUCGUAAAGUCUGAAAUUAGAGCGCCCAUUAGUAUUCGCUUUUGAAUUUCGAUCGUUGCAUCGGAAAUCGACUUUCCCACGGAAAUGUGAAGAGAAUGUGUGGGAAGACGAAUAACGAUUUAUUGUCUCUAAGAAAAAAAAUCAAAAAUACUUUUUAUAAAGAUUUCCAGACGAUCUUGAGUGAACUCCUCUCUGUGAAUGAAGAUUUUGAAGGGAACGAAAUUCUAUUUGAGAUUUGGGCUGACGGGUUGAGAUUCUUUCGGACGAGACUUGGUCUUGUUAUGAGCGCCCAAAACAACUUUUUCUUCCUCCUUGGCUCCACUGAAAACGAGCUGUUUUGACACAUAUAAAUACUAAAUUAGGGCUUGAACUAUUUACUAUGAGAUAGAAGAGGAAGUGAGGUAAUUUCUUUGGUUUCAGGAGCUGGUGAGAGCGGGAAAAGCACAAUUCUAAAGCAGAUGCGGAUUUUACACAAGGUUUGCAAUUUGAUAAUUAAUCAAAAGUCUUGUUUUCGUGCCAAACCGGAUGUAUUCAAAAACAAGGUCGUUGGGAAAUAGUUUUGUAAUAUUUUUAAAUUGAUUCGGAAAAAAAGUUGUAAAAAAAAUGAAGGUACUUUUAUUUAUUUAUAGCAUCGCCGGCUGUAUUUUUGAACUUCAGAUUUUCUAUUCUGUUUCACUUCCAACUUUUUUUUCUGUUAUAUGUUUCUUUAAAAUUUUGGCUCCCUGUUUUCGCAAAUCAAAAUGGUUGUAAUUAUAACGAUAAGAGUAAGGUUAGGCUUAUAAUGAAUUGUUCUUCGAAGAAAAUUUAGUUUUUUAGCACACUUCAAGGUUGAUAAAUUCAAGUUUCAUGUUUUUCAUCAUCUACUCUAUCAAAAUGUGCUUCAGGACGGAUUCUCACAACAAGACCUGGAGAUGAUCAGGCCAGUCGUCUACUCGAACUGCAUCCAUUCGAUGCUGUCCAUCCUCCGCGCCAUGUUCCAUCUCCAGAUCGAGUACUGCGAGGCGGACCGCGUGGUUUGUCGCUUCCAAGCCGCGGGAACACGAAGAUCUUUGCAGAAAGACAGCCAGCUGGUGUUCGCGACGGUUCACGCCAACAAGGAGGAGCUCACCGAGGAACUCGCCGCCGCGAUGCAGCGACUGUGGCACGACGCCGGCGUCCGCGAGUGCUACCGUCGCAGCAACGAAUACCAGAUCGACGACAGCGCAAAAUAGUUAGUUCUUGUCUUUUUCGGCUCAAUCAUGUGGCUCAUCACAGUAUCCUUGGAAAUAUUCGAGAACUGUUCUACAGACGUUUUUUUUUUUUUCUGCAAUUUUAGAACUGAAAGCCUUGAAAACUCAUUCAACUUACAAAUCUGAAAAUUUUCAGACUUACAUUUUUUAUCGAAUUGAUGCAGAUAAAUUUUCUUGCAUUUGAACAUCUUCAAGUUCUUUAAUCGAGCUACUUUUAUUGAAAUCCUACCCGCUAAAUCUUGAAACAAUCUGAUUUCAUUGAACCCUAUUUUUCCUCGAUGCUCUCGUAUUUUCGUAUUAUUUUCAUGUUUUUCCGUCCUUUCUGGGGAGACAAAAAAGAGCUCAGAUAGAUUAGAUCGUUCAAAAAUUGGCAAAUACAGUACAUGAACAUUUUUGCUGUUUCUGACAUUUGUCUGUAGAUAAGAAAGAAAUAGAGAGAAUCUUCAGGCUACUAUGAUUCCAACUUUCAGCUUUUUGGACAACUUACCCCGGUUAUCAUCGCCUAACUAUGUACCGAGUGAACAAGAUCUUCUGCGGACGAGGAUCAAAACUACUGGAAUCACCGAAGUUUUAUUCGAACUCAAGGGACUUACUUUCAGGUGAAGGUUCUUCGAAUGCUCGAAUAUUUCGGAAGUUUUCAGAGUGAUAGACGUCGGCGGACAGAGGUCAGAGCGCAAAAAAUGGAUUCACUGUUUCGACAACGUCAACGCCAUCAUUUUCAUCAGUUCCCUCUCCGAGUACGACCAGACGCUUAGAGAAGACAACUGCACGGUAAGACGAUCUUUUCAAGCUGAAACUUUAUCUUGAAUUAUUCGAUACUAUACAAGAGAAAGUUGUGAGUUGUGAGAGAAGAGGGUAUUCAAAAGUAACUUUUGAGUGAAUUCAAUCAAAUUGAUCAUUCGCAGCGACUUUAAAAAUUUGGCUUGUCUGCGUUCUCUUUCAGCUCGACGGGAAGGUCAUAAAACGCGUUACUGUGUCGGACAACAAGAAAAUCAAGGAAACGUGAAGUUAGAUGAAUGAAUGAAUAUGUAGGAUUUCUGUGAAAUUCGCAAAAUAGAUAAAACUUUCUUAUCUGAUAAGCUAAAAUCCGUGAAUAAAAUCAACUUUAUCCUGUCAAUUCCUCUUGAGAGUCUCGAUUCGAAGAAAAACCUUUCAGAACCGAAUGCAAGAGUCGCUCAAACUGUUCGAUUCGAUCUGCAACAGCCCCUGGUUCGCUGAUAUUCAUUUCAUCCUGUUCCUCAACAAAAAGGUCCUUUUCCACCUUCAACUUGAUGAACCUCAAUCGUUCCAGGAUCUGUUUGCGGAGAAGAUCACGCGUUCGCCACUCACUGUUUGUUUCCCAGAGUACAAGGGCCAGCAAAAUCAGACUGAAUGCAUAAACUACAUACAGUGGAAAUUCGAGCAGCUUAAUCGGUUUGUUCUUUUGAUCUGGCGCUGUUGGGGGGAAUCAUAAUUGGCUGAAAAAAAGGUCACUUCACUUUAGAAGUUUAGAAUUGUCUGACAGAUAGUUGAGACACUCUCUGAUACACCAGAUAAUUCUAACAAAGUCAAAAUAAGCUUCAAUCUUUUUUUAUAGAAUCCUCAAACAAAGCUUUCCAUAACGAUUCCAUUAAAAAGAAAUCCCAAUUUUAAGUUUCUCCUUCAAAAAUACGAAUGUUAAUAGGAAUGUAAUUUAUGACGGGCCAUUUCGAAAAAAUGGACAAAUUUGUCUUCAAAUUGGAAAUGUUUCUAUCUUUCGAAAAAGUAGCCUUUUUUCUCUCACAUAACUUAAAAAUCCGAGGAAGUCGGUCGUUUUCCUCAUUUCGAAUUCUUUUUUCUCGAUCUCGUGAAGUAAAACAUUUUAGGACUAUUUAUUUUAAUAUCAACGUUUAUUAAUUAUCAUUACAAAUUCCAUCAAAAGGGCCAAAAUGAAAACUUUUCGAAAUAUCUAUACCAAAAUGAUAAUCGGGCGUUUAUAUAUCGGGUUUCACUUCACUCAAAUACUUUCUAUUCUGUAUUUGUAUUUUUUUGUGUUUGAGUGAAAUAAAUAAAUAAAUGAAUAAAUCUCUGUACCGGAAACUGAUUUCAAAUGAAAUUGGGCUCAGGUCGUCGCAACGGGAGAUCUACUGCCACCACACGUGCGCCACGGACACCAACAACGUACAAUUCGUGCUCGACGCCUGUCUCGACAUGAUCAUCGCCAAGAACCUCAAGAGCAUGGGUCUCUGCUGA
Messenger RNA from Caenorhabditis auriculariae, 7192 nucleotides. The record is from the annotation of a GenBank genome assembly. Lineage: Eukaryota; Metazoa; Nematoda; Chromadorea; Rhabditida; Rhabditidae.